Messenger RNA from Daucus carota subsp. sativus, 1619 nucleotides. RefSeq names its product 11S globulin seed storage protein Ana o 2.0101. NCBI's taxonomy places the organism in Eukaryota, Viridiplantae, Streptophyta, Magnoliopsida, Apiales, Apiaceae. The transcript is spliced from 4 exons. The coding region runs from base 157 to 1512 and encodes 451 amino acids. The record is from RefSeq and is a predicted model, not a curated record. Gene Ontology annotation, molecular function: nutrient reservoir activity.
UGCUUCAUUCGCAUGCAGAGUGCAACCUGGCAUACAUGCAACCUCUGAUGUGUCAAGCCACAAGCACUAUUUUGUGCUAUAAAUAAAGACAUUUUCCUCUGGGAACUCCACCUCAACACAGAAGUAACAAUUAGUGUUGGCUUCUUAGUACUAACCAUGGGUUUUAAGUUGUGUCUGAUAUCCUUAAUUUCUCUUAUCUUUCUUCAUGGAUGCAUUGCCACCAGGUUGCAGGACCAACAAGAAUGCAAUUUUGACCGUCUGACCGCUAUGCAACCUGCCACCAGUAUUGAAGCAGAGGGGGGUAAGACCGAGUUCUGGAGCCCGGAUACUAAGCCGUUUAGGUGUGCUGGUGUGGCUUUCCUCAAACACACUAUUCGACGUCAAGGCCUCCUUGUGCCUUCUUAUGUUAACUCUGUGCUCAUGGUCUUUGUCGAAGAAGGCAGGGGAUUUUACGGAGUUGUGCUUCCCGGUUGUCCUGAGACUUUCCAAUCACCUCAGGACCAAAAGGGCGAGAGAAUGAGAGACAGGCAUCAAAAGAUCGAAAACUUCAAGAAGGGCGAUGUGCUUAUUUUCAAAGCUGGAAUCACACACUGGAUGUACAACAACGGUGAUCAAGACAUCAAACUUGUGGUCAUGUUUGACACCACCAACAGAGCGAAUCAGCUUGACAGUAUUCCCCAAAGAUUUUAUGUACUAGGAAAUCCACAAGGACAAAUGCAGGGACAGCAGCAACAACAACCCUUGAUGCAGCAAUUCCAUGGGGACAGUAUUCUCAAAGGCUUCGAUGCAGAGUCUUUGUCAGCGGCAUUCAAGGUGAACCAAGAGAUGGGAAGGAGGGUUCGCGGAGAGAAUGUCAAACAAGGCCACAUCAUCACAGUCCAGAAGGAGCUUCAAGUAGAAAGACCCCAAAAACAAAGCCAACCAGAAGAUAGGCAAGACAACGGCAUCGAAGAAACCAGCUGCUCUGAAAACCUCAGAAUCAACAUUGACAAGAUGGACAUAGCUGAUAUCUUCAACCCACAAGCUGGACAAAUAACCUCUCUCAACAGCCACCAUCUCCCCAUCCUAAGCCAAGUCAAACUCAGCGCCGAAAGAGGCCUUCUCAGAAAGAAUGCUAUGAUGGCACCCCACUGGGUCUUAAACGCCCACACCAUCAUCUACUCGACGGAUGGAGAGGCAAGAAUCCAGAUUGCAAACAACCAAGGGAAACAGGUGUUUGAUGACCGGGUGCAGCAAGGACAGCUAGUGCUGGUGCCACAGAAUUUCGCGGUGAUGAUCCAAGCAGGAAACCAGGGAUUCCGAUGGAUUUCAUUCAAGACAAAUGACAAUGCCAUGAUCACUCCAAUUGCAGGCAGGAAUUCAGUGUUCAGGGGGUUACCGGUGAGUAUCUUGGCCAAUAUUCUGCAAAUUUCAGAAGAGCAAGCAUCAAAGCUCAAGUAUAGCAACGCUGAGACUAUUCUGUUCGUCCCCCCGCAACAACGUUCUCAGGGAGAAAGAUUCACUAGCGCUUGAGAGAAGUCUUGAAGAGUUGUUUUGUGUUUUGUUUUGAAUAAAGACAUAAGCAUGGUUGUGCUUAUGAUGUAUCCGAGGUUAAUACAGAUAAGGGAGUUAUAUUUUUA